Molecule: messenger RNA, 951 nt
Organism: Dalotia coriaria
Lineage: Eukaryota; Metazoa; Arthropoda; Insecta; Coleoptera; Staphylinidae
Product: translational activator of cytochrome c oxidase 1
Exons: 4
Coding region: 87-890 (267 amino acids)
Cellular component (GO): mitochondrion
Source: RefSeq, a predicted model, not a curated record
AUGACAAGCGUGUAUUUUACAUAAGUUCACCGCAUAACCUCAAAACAUUCAAGUUUUUCAAGUGUACAACUUUUAGGAUAAUAAACAUGCUUAGAACUUUUCUUCCAAGCGUAAACGCACGGUUUUUAGCGUUGAAUUUUGAUUGUGCACAGCAUUUAUGUAAAAGAUACGCUGGUCAUUCCAAAUGGGCGAAUAUUCGCCACACAAAAGGUGCUAAAGAUGCUCAGCGUGGUGCAUUGUUCACAAAACUAGCUCAAAAGAUGAAAAUAGCUAUUCAGGAAGGUGGAUCUACUGAUCCUAAAUUGAAUAUAAACCUGGAACAAGUCCUCGAACAAGCUAGAAGAGCAAAUAUGCCUGGGGCAACUGUGCAAAGCAUCAUAAAAAGCGCCUCUACAAAGGGCACAGGACAAAAAUACCAAAUAGAGAUUAGAGGUCCUGGAAGUUGUAUAGUGCUUGUAGAUCUCUUCACUGAACAUAUACAUCAUGCAAAGCAAAAUAUAAGCACAAUUAUGAAGAAACACGGUUCAAAAUAUGCAGAUGGUGGAGCAAAACACUGUUUUGAACAAAAAGGCAUUGUUAUAGCCGAGCGUCCAGCAGGUAAAGACGACGCAGUGAUUCUAGAAAAAGCCACCGAUGAUGCAAUUGAAUGCGGCGCUGAAGACGUGAAAAUAAACGAUGAAGACCAUCUCGAGUUUCACUGCGCUGCAAGCAGUCUGAAAAACGUCGCCGCGGUUUUAGAGAAAACCUAUAUUGUUACAAGCGCUAGCGUUGAAUAUAUCCCAACAAUUGGUCAGGAAUUAACUGACCAGGAGAUGACCGACGCCGCAAAGAUGCUGGACAAACUCGAAGCACUACCGGAAGUCAUCCAGACCUAUAAUAAUAUAAUCUAAGCGCAAAAUGUGUACAUUUAAUGUAAAAUCCGUGAAUAUGAAUAUGAAAAUGGUAUUUUGA